Messenger RNA from Paramecium octaurelia, 2024 nucleotides. The record is from the annotation of a GenBank genome assembly. NCBI's taxonomy places the organism in Eukaryota, Ciliophora, Oligohymenophorea, Peniculida, Parameciidae.
AUGAGUGAUAUCAAACCAUAGACUGCUAAGAUUAUUUCCAGACUGAGAUUUGGACUCCAACAAGAAAACAAUCAACAGGAUGUCAAUAAGAUACAAACCAAUUUAAUUGAACAUUAUGAUGCAAGAGAUUUACGAUUGCAAGACUUAUAGGAUUGCUAGAAAGUUUACAAGGUGAUCAAGAAGGAAACCACUACCAAAUGGAUUCUAUUAUCUAAAUUGGAGGAAUGCAAAUAAUAAAUAAAAUUAGAAUUAUAAUAUUUAAGAAAAUUAGUGAUUUAUGUUUAGAAUCAUAAUAAACAAGGUUUGAAUAAAUCACAAUUGCUUGAAUUAAAUUAAUUAUCGACACUCUUAAACAUCUUUCAAACUAAUGUAGACCUUUUCGAAAACAACUCAUAUGAUAGAAAAGAUAAACUAAAACGUAUUAAGAUUGUUGAACUCGAAGAUAAGCAAAAGGUAAUUAAUGAAUGGAAGAAAUGGAUUAACAGAAAUGAGAGUUUCUUGGAACCACUCAUUUCUGAAUCUAAGCAAAUCACUGUAAAAGUUAUAGAGGAAGUCCUAACUUUAUCUUAUGAACUUAAAUAUAAAUUAUUACAAGAACCUGACAUCAUUGAUCCUGAGAGUACCUUGAAGUAUUAAAAUUAGGUUCAAGACCUAAGAAAGAAAUUGAACCUUGAUUAAUAUAAGAGAAGCAGAAAUCAAUUUGAAGAAUUCCAAUAAAUGUAAUCAAUUAUUAUCAACUAUUAGUAUUGAUAAUUUCAAUUAUCACAUCCCUAAACUCUAAGAUAUGAAUUAAUUGAAUUUAUCUGAAUUAAAGGAAAUCAAAAGAAAACUUAAAAACAAGUCAAAAACAGAAAUUAAUUAAAUGAAUUCAGGCAAGACUUCUCCAAAAAAGGAAGAACAAGUUCACUUACAAAAUGAAGUUGAUAACUGCUUACAUCAAUAUAAUAAGUAAUAGAAUCACAUAAUGAAUAUAGAGAAAAGCAAAGAAUUAGCAGAGUUGACAAAGCAAAAUAUAAGUAAAAUAUCAAAAACUCUUAGCGAGAAGUGUUUAUAGCAAGAAACAAUUAAGGAUCGAUUCAGAAAUUACACUAGAGUUUUGAAAUCAACAAUUUAAAUACAAGUAAGGGACAUCGAGAAUAUCUAAUUUCUAUGAUAGAUGGAUAACUCUUAAAACCAUAUACUCCUAUGGCUAGACUGAAUAUGGAUGAAUCGAAGGAGAUGUGCCAAAACUCUCGUAAUAAUGACAAUUGCUCUCAAAAAUAGAGUAUAAGGAAUGUAUCUCCAUAAACUUUUGUAGAAAGAAUAUCUUAAAAAAUUAAUGAUAUUACUACUUCUGGAGAGGAUGAAUUUUAUUCAAAACUAGAAUUCCCAGAACACUAAUCAUAAAAAUAAUAGGGACAAACUAAUAUGGAUAAUCAAAGAGGAGUGAAAAAAUAAUACAAUCAGAAGUUUAUCUAACAAGUUAAUAACAACGAAGUUAAAUUAGUCAAGCAAUGCUAAGGUAAUAAUUUCUAUUGAGCUUAAGAUUUCUAUACAACUAGAAUGAAAUUCAACAAUAAGUUCACUGAACUAGUUACAACCUUGUAAAAGGAUCGUCCUUUGACUUCCAGUAUUAGAUCAAGGUCUCUAACGGUAAAUUAAAAUUAAAGAUAAGACAAUAUCUAAAAACUAAGAAAAGUGGCUGAAAAAGCUCGUCAAAAUUUCUUUCUUCGAAAUAAGGAAUAAAGAUUAUGGCUUUAAAAUCUGGUUCAAUCAUACAAAUUAACUGAUCCAACAAUUUAGCACAUCAUUGAACAAUUAUCAUACAUUCUCGAGGGUAUUUUUAAUUAAAAUAUAUAGAGGGAUUAUUUAUCAAGGUAGAUGACAUUAUCUCUAUGUUAAAACAAAUUGAUGAUUCCACAGAAUUAACAAUGACUACAAAAAGUUGUGAGCUUCUAGAUCAAAUAUUCAUCUACUUUGGUAUAUAAAUCUCUGAAUUAAAUUAUCACAAGAAAUUUAGGAAAUUCAAAUCUAAUCAUGAUUGA